Molecule: messenger RNA, 927 nt
Organism: Arabis nemorensis
Lineage: Eukaryota; Viridiplantae; Streptophyta; Magnoliopsida; Brassicales; Brassicaceae
Source: the annotation of a GenBank genome assembly
AUGGAGAAAGCCGCCGUGGAAGGGUUUAAACCCAAGGAUAGUGAAGGAGCCACUCGAAAGAGCAGGAUCCGCGUUGAGGGAUAUGACACUUCACUCCCUUACGAUGAUGUCAAGAGCGCGUUGAGGAGACGUUUCUCUUCAUGUGGAGAGAUCAUGGACAUUUGUAUUCCCAGAUAUGUUGAACCCGAUGCUCUCAACAUAUAUGCUCUCGUUACAUUGCUUGGAGAAGACGCAGUAGAGAAGGCGUUGAAACUUCAUGGAAGUGACGUGGGAGGAUGGAAGGUACUCGUUCGUGAUUACCCAAUUCCAGGGGAGCUAACUCCUGAAAUGGCUGCCAAGAUUGCGAUUAAGAACAGCUACCCCACAUACGUCGCAUUUUCUGGAUACUGGAUGACUGUAUCGGGAUAUAACACUUCGCUUCCCGAGGACGAUAUCAAGAGGGGGAUGAAAUCGCUGGAAUUGGAGGAUCGUGAAUCUAGUGAAGAUGAUGCAUCCAGUCGAUUUACCCGAUCUUUCAUUACUUUUCUUGGAGGACGCGGACGCGACACAGAAAAGAAGGCGUUGGAACGUAAUGGAAGUGACAUGAAAGGAUGGAAUAUAGUAGUUACGCCUUUCCCGUAUCCAAAGCCAAUUUCUGAAUUGGAUGCUUAUAGGGAGGCAUCCAAACCCUGCGUCAAAGUCCAAGAAGAUGAAAGAGAAGGAGGCUGGAUAAUUGUUUAUGCAUAUGGCAACGACGAGGAUAUCAAGAAAUCCUUGAUUAAACAUUUCUCUUCAUGUGGAGAGAUCACUAGAGCUUACGUUGUAAGAGGCAGAAGAGUUAAUAGAGUUAAGGUUUUAAUCAAGGGAGAAGGCGCAGUAGAAAAGGCGCUGAAGCUUACUGAAUGUGAAUGUGGUGUGAAAGGGUGUAAGCUUGUAGCUAAGAAGUGA